Epinephelus moara (kelp grouper) is the source of this 2285-nucleotide messenger RNA. It is a transcript of the gene znf668, whose product is annotated as zinc finger protein 668. The record is from RefSeq and is a predicted model, not a curated record. NCBI's taxonomy places the organism in Eukaryota, Metazoa, Chordata, Actinopteri, Perciformes, Serranidae. Gene Ontology annotation, biological process: regulation of transcription by RNA polymerase II. The transcript has 2 exons. The coding region runs from base 146 to 2164 and encodes 672 amino acids. Gene Ontology annotation, molecular function: DNA-binding transcription factor activity; RNA polymerase II cis-regulatory region sequence-specific DNA binding.
UUUCGUCAUCAUGGUCCUAGAGCCGUCCCCCACCCUGCAGCCAGUCAAGAGCAAUCACCGUGUCUCACAGUAAAUGCAGCCGCGCACCGAGGCGCUUUUCCAGGCAUUAUCGACCAACUAUUAAUGUCCUGAAUCAGAUAUAAAGAUGGCCUCUCCUCAGCCUGGCAGCCCACCUCUCACAGAGCAGUACACCCCUCCUGCUCAGGAUGAAGAGAGCAAACAAGAGGAAGAGCUGAUGAGGGAUCAGCCUGCAAAAAAACGUGGCAGAGGCAGGCCUCCAAAGGCCAAACCUUCCUUCAAAUGCUCUGUAUGCACAGAGGCUUUCAGGAGUCUGUCCGCUCUGCAGAGCCACAAUCGUUCGGCACAUGUAAAGGACAGUCCGGAACAACACUCGUGUUCUCAGUGUGCUAAAACAUUCUCGAGCAAGGCUCAACUCUCAAAGCAUGAGCGCACUCACUCAGCCCAGCGCCCCUUUCAGUGUCCAGACUGUCACAAGGCUUACAAGACACCCACAGAGCUACGCAACCAUAGCCGCUCUCACACCGGGGAGAAACCAUUUGUAUGCAUGGAGUGUGGUAAAGCCUUCAUGCAAGCUAUAUGCCUGAGGAUCCAUAUGACACAGCAUAGUGGAGAGCGUCCUUACUCUUGCCGUCAGUGCUCUAAGAGCUACCCCACCCUGUCUAAACUGAAGGUGCACAUGCGCUCUCACACGGGAGAGAAGCCAUACUUCUGUUGUGAAUGCGGUAAGAGUUUUGCUGAUCCCUCUGUGUUCCGAAAACACAGGAGGAACCACCAAGGCCAUCGGCCGUACGCUUGCGAUGAGUGCGGGAAAACGUACACAGAGCUGAAGGACCUGAAAAACCAUGAGCGCUCCCACACUGGAGAAAAACCAUACCUGUGUUCAGACUGUGGCAAAGCCUUCUCCCGCUCCUCCUCCCUGGCCUGCCAUCAACGCAUUCACUCCCAGAACAAACCCUAUCAGUGCGAGCAGUGUGGUAAGGGCUUCACCCAGCUCUCUUCCUACCAGUCUCAUCUCCGCACUCACUCUGGAGAGAAGCCGUUCCUCUGCCCACAGUGUGGCAAGAUGUUUUCUGACCCUUCCAGUUUCCGUCGCCACCAACGAGCCCACCUGGGUUUCAAGCCAUACCCCUGCGAUAAGUGUUCCAAGAGGUUCCGGCAGCCAGCUGAUCUGGCCGUGCACGAGCGGGUUCACUCUGGAGAGCGGCCUUACAAAUGCCAGAGCUGUGACAAGGCCUUUGUAGCGUCCUGGGAUCUGCGGCGCCACAUGCUCGUCCACACAGGCCUUAGGCCCUUCUCUUGCACAGAGUGUGACAAGUCGUUUGCUGAGCGCUCCAGCCUCAACAAGCACCGGCGUGUGCACUCUGGAGAGAGGCCUUUCAAAUGUGAGGAGUGCUUGAAGUCAUUCGUGGUGUCUUCAAGCCUGCGCAAACAUGAGAGGACUCACCUAGCUGAGCAGACUGAGCAGCAGCAGCAGCAGCAGCAGCAACAGCAACAGCAACAGCAGCAACAACAACAACAACAACAACAACACGAGACAGAGGCCGGGUCAGCCUCAGGCUUUACUGCCCACACAACUCUCCCACAGUUCUCCUGUGCUCUCUGUGAUGUUACUUUUGGAAGCUGGGAUGAAGUUCAGGCACAUGAGAAUUUUCACUCCAUCGAAUCUGCUCCUCCGACUGUUACCAAAAUUGUGCCCAUGGGCUCGCAUGUCUGUGAAACCUGCCAGGCAGAGUUUGCACAGCUGGCAGACUUGCAGGAGCACGAGAAGCAGCAUCCCAAGCCGAGGCCUCAUGUCUGCAACAGCUGCGGCAAAGGCUUCCUCAACAAAUCUGGACUGCGUAAACACCAGAAGAUCCACUCCACCAGCAAGCCUCACAGCUGCCCCCACUGUGGCAAGGCUUUCCUGUUUGCUGCCUACCUUCGCAAGCACUUAAGGACUCAUGCAGAUGCUGGCUCAGUAGCCACGCAAAUCAGCGACAUAAACAUUAUUCACACUGACCCGCUUCCCUCUCCUCCGCCACCCAGUGAGGUUUCCCCCUCCACUGUUGAACCCAGCGCCAUUUCCCUGACAGUUCCAGUGACUGUACCUGUGACUGCUUUUCAGACUCUGCCAGAGUAUUUAGUCAAAGAAGAGGGACUGUAAGCUUUUUUUUUUUAGCACUUUUGAAUUUUGGUUCCGCUAAAUAUUUAGCCAGUGGCCUUAAAUCUUUUUAGAUGAUGGCUCUGAUGAAGUGUUAUUUUACAAGAAACUUUUUUUUUUUUUU